CUCCCAGCCCUUUGUAAGCGGGCAGAUGCAGCUGUCAGCCCGCUCGGCUGCUGAUCCCGGCUCGCUCCCGGACUAGGAAUGGGCUGGAGGAGGUCGCCUGUUGCCCUCCUGCUGGCCCUGUGGCUCGGCCAGCUGGGCACGUGGGCAGCGGGGCGCCCCAAGGUGAACCCCAGGAUCAUCGCGGCUCCCCAAGGUGCCAAGGAAUAUGUGUUCCCGCGGAGGGAGAGGUUCCCGGUGUUCUUCCACCAGGAAAACACCUCCUCCAUCUUCGUCGGGGGCGAGGGGAGGCUCUACUACUACGACUUUGCAAGCCGCGAGAACUACACGGAAGAGUUCCCAGUGAAAAAUGAAGGCCAGUGCGUGAUGUCUGGGAAUUUGGAGGACAGCCGGAAUUACCUGACCUUGGUGGAGCAGUACGGGGACGGGCUCCUGGUGUGCGGGACCGGCGCCUGCGCUCCCACCUGCUGGAAUGUGACGCAGAGGAAGGAGAGCCCGCCCUGGGAUGGGAGAGGGAUCGCUCCCUUCACCCCUGACUCCAACACGCUCGUCGUCGUCGAUGGCCAGGACAUCUACUCCACCAUCAAGAAGAGCCAGCAGAACGGGAAGAUCCCGCGUUUCCGCCGCGUCAGGGGCGGCGGAGAGCUCUACACCAGCGACACGGUGAUGCAGAACCCUCAGUUUGUCAAGGCCACCACGCUGAGGCACGAGGAGCCUCACCAGGACAAGAUUUAUUACUUCUUCCGCGAGGACAACCCCGACAAGAGCCCCGAGGCGCCCAGGAACAUCUCGCGGGUGGCCCAGCUGUGUAAGGAGGACAAGGGAGGAACCAGCUCCCUCUCGGCCUCCAAGUGGACCACGUUCCUCAAGGCCACGCUGAUCUGCGUGGACCCCGUCACCAAGGGCAACUUCAACUGGCUGCAGGACGUCUUCUUCGUCCCCGCGGGCGACUGGCGGCGCUCCAAGGUCUACGGGCUCUUCACCAACACCUGGGGAAGCUCUGCUGUCUGUGUCUACUCCUUUGGGGACAUCGACAACGUGUUCCGGACAUCCCGGCUCAAAGGCUACACCGGCCCCACCCCGGAGGUCAAACCCGGCCAGUGCGUCCCCUCCGGGCAGCACACCCCGAGCGAGACGUUCAAGAUCGCCGACAGCCACCCCGAGGUGGAGGAGCGCGUGGAGCCGCUGUCGCCCUCCAGGAGCCCCCUGUUCCACAACAAGCACCGCUACCAGAAGAUCGGGGUGCACGAGGUGGCCGCGGGCGACGGGCAGCGCUACAACGUGCUCUACCUGGCCACAGACAAGGGCUCCAUCCACAAGGUGGUGGAGCUGCCGGACGGGGUGCAGAACGUCAUGGAGAUCCAGGUGUUCCCCAACAAGGACCCCAUCCAGUCCAUGAUCCUGGACCACGCCAGGGUGGGUCCCUGCUCCAGGGCAGGAGGGUGGAGGGUUGGUCAGGCUGAGACAGAGGGGUCAGCGCCAGCGCGGGGGGCUGGGAGUGGGAUCAUGGAAUUCUUCGGGUUGGAAGGGACC
Molecule: messenger RNA, 1530 nt
Organism: Corvus hawaiiensis (hawaiian crow)
Lineage: Eukaryota; Metazoa; Chordata; Aves; Passeriformes; Corvidae
Gene: SEMA7A
Product: semaphorin 7A (John Milton Hagen blood group)
Exons: 11
Biological process (GO): semaphorin-plexin signaling pathway; axon guidance; positive regulation of axon extension
Cellular component (GO): external side of plasma membrane
Molecular function (GO): chemorepellent activity; integrin binding; semaphorin receptor binding
Source: RefSeq, a predicted model, not a curated record